Molecule: messenger RNA, 552 nt
Organism: Meriones unguiculatus (Mongolian gerbil)
Lineage: Eukaryota; Metazoa; Chordata; Mammalia; Rodentia; Muridae
Product: large ribosomal subunit protein mL40-like
Exons: 2
Coding region: 1-552 (183 amino acids)
Cellular component (GO): mitochondrial ribosome; mitochondrial large ribosomal subunit
Source: RefSeq, a predicted model, not a curated record
AUGCUGUGUGCUGCUCGGGCUCUGAGGCCUCGGAGCUGGGCACCUGGGACCUACCAGACACAGAUGAGACUCGCCCGCCGGAGCGCUUCACUGCUGUCCUGGGAGCUUAUCCCCACAAGGGCAGAACCUCUCCAAAAGAAGAGGAAGGCAGACCCCAGAAAGGACCAAGCAGCAAAGGACCAUUCGAAAAAGACAUCCAAAAAACUGGGAAAAGCCACCCAAGAACUAAUUCCAGUUGAAGAUUUUACUAUCCCUGUGAGGCUCUUGGAUAAGUCAAGACAGCGACCUCGGGAAGGGCAUUCUCCUGAGGAGAGAGAGCGCAGAGUUCUUCUGCUGAAGAGGUGGGCACUAUCUCAGCAGCAGGAGCUGGAGAGGGACUCCAUCAAAGCCACGCUGGAAGCCCAGCAAGAAGGCCUGGGGGAGCUGAAGCUUGAUUCUGCAGAGCUCUGUGCUGAGACCGUGAAGUGGGACCCUAGCCUGUUCCCCUGUGAGAAAGAAAAGCCACAUUACACAUCACCUGUCUCGAACUACCGUGCCCCUGAAGGCAGGUAG